UAUUCUAGUUCUUGUCGUAGUAUAUCGAUUUUUGGCGGAUUUUGAAUGUUUGUUUGAAACGGAUUUUUGCCGUUUAGAUGCUCUUGUAAUUGAGUUUGUAUAUAAUAUCUAAUUACUAUUUUUAAUUGAAUUGUUGGUAGUAUCGCGUGGAAGGUCUGGGUAGUGGAGUUAAGUGAAGGCAUUUGCUGCAAUGAGUGCAAUGGCGGGCAACGAUGUGACCGAUGGCGAUGCGCCAACUUCGUCUUCCAAUCAGCCUAAGAAGCAACCAAAGAAGGGAACAAUUGAACAAACGUACCAGAAAAAGUCACAAUUGGAACAUGUCUUGCUUAGGCCUGAUACCUACAUUGGAUCUGUGGAAAAGGUAUCGGAAAACAUGUGGAUAUACGAUGAUGAAAAAAAAAUGAUUGUGCAGAAACAGAUCGAGUAUGUACCCGGUUUAUAUAAAAUUUUUGAUGAAAUUCUGGUCAAUGCAGCCGAUAAUAAGCAAAGAGAUAAAAAAAUGGAUUGUAUUCGAAUUGAAAUAAAACCGGAGGAAAAUAAAAUUUCUAUUUGGAAUAAUGGACAAGGUAUACCGGUGGUGAUGCAUCAGGAUGAAAAAAUGUUUGUCCCUACACUUAUUUUUGGUCAUUUACUUACAUCAUCAAACUACGAUGAUUCAGAAGAAAAAGUAACCGGUGGCAGAAACGGUUACGGUGCCAAACUUUGCAAUAUAUUCAGCAGUAAAUUCACCGUCGAAACUGCUUCUAAACAAUAUAAAAAUCAAUUUAGGCAGAGCUGGGCAGAUAAUAUGUCGAAGGCCUCACAGCCAAUAGUAAAGGAAUUCUUCGGAGAAGAUUUCACUAAAAUUACCUUUCAACCAGAUUUGGCCAAAUUUAAAAUGGAAAAACUUGAUGACGAUAUUGUUGCUUUAAUGAAAAGAAGAGCCUAUGACAUUGCAGCUUCAACCCGCGGUGUAAAAGUAUUUUUGAAUUCAGAACGACUGCCAAUAAAAUCAUUUAAAGAUUAUGUGGACCUAUUUGUAAGGAAUAAAGAUGCGGAAAAUGAUAAUAACCUUAAAGUUGUUUACGAACAGCCUAAUGAACGGUGGGAAGUGGCGGUCACCAUGUCUGACCGCGGUUUCCAGCAGAUGUCAUUUGUCAAUAGCAUUGCUACGACCAAAGGUGGUCGCCAUGUGGACUAUGUUACUGAUUUGAUCGUCAAGCAAGUUUUGGAGGUUAUUAAAAAGAAAAAUAAAGGUGGAACUAACAUCAAGCCAUUCCAAGUAAAAAAUCAUAUGUGGGUGUUUAUAAACUGCCUCAUCGUCAAUCCAACAUUCGAUUCGCAGACCAAAGAAAAUAUGACCCUUCAAAUGAAGAGUUUCGGGUCGAAAUGUAAUCUGAGCGACAAAUUCAUUAAUGCCGUUCAGAAGAGUGGCUUAGUGGAAACCGUGUUAACAUGGGCCAAAUUUAAAGCAGACAACGAACUGGUGAAAGUCAAUAAAGGAAAAAAGACUAGCAAACUAAAAGGCGUGCCGAAAUUGGAAGACGCGAAUGAGGCGGGUACCAAAAACGCGCUUAAGUGUACAUUGAUAUUGACCGAAGGAGAUUCAGCCAAAUCUUUGGCUGUCUCUGGUCUUGGAGUGAUUGGGAGAGACUAUUAUGGUGUUUUUCCUCUGAGGGGUAAACUGCUAAAUGUUCGAGAAGCCACGCAUAAACAAAUUUUAGAGAAUGCAGAAAUCAACAAUUUAGUUAAGAUUAUCGGUCUUCAGUAUAAAAAAAAAUAUCUGACGGAAGAGGACAUGAAAAGUUUACGGUAUGGCAAAGUAAUGAUAAUGACUGAUCAAGAUCAAGACGGUUCCCAUAUCAAGGGUUUGCUGAUUAACUUCAUACAUUACAACUGGCCGGAAUUGCUGAGGCUUAACUUCCUGGAGGAGUUUAUUACUCCAAUUGUGAAGGCAAAAAAGAAGAAUGAAGAGCUCUCGUUUUAUUCUCUACCUGAAUUUGAAGAGUGGAAAAAAGACACACCCAAUCACCGUACCUAUCAAAUAAAAUACUACAAAGGUUUGGGUACCUCCACAUCAAAGGAGGCAAAGGAAUAUUUCACCAAUAUGGAUCGUCAUAGGAUUGUCUUUAAAUACAGCGGGCCGCAGGACGACGACCACAUCGUGUUGGCGUUUAGCAAAAAACAUAUUGAGGCUAGAAAAGAAUGGUUGACUAAUUUUAUGCAAGACAGCCGAUGGAGGAGAGAAAAUGGAAUGCCUGAUCAGUACUUGUAUGGAAAAACCACAAAAUCUGUUUCAUAUAAAGAUUUUGUCAACCUUGAGUUGGUUUUGUUUUCAAAUGCAGAUAAUCAAAGAUCCAUCCCAUGUUUAGUAGAUGGAUUUAAACCAGGUCAAAGAAAGGUACUAUUUACUUGCAUCAAACGUAACGACAAGCGAGAAGUAAAGGUCGCACAACUAGCUGGUUCAGUUGCGGAACAUUCGGCCUAUCACCACGGCGAGAUGUCGUUGUGCAUGACCAUCGUUAAUUUGGCGCAGAACUAUGUGGGGAGCAACAACAUCAACUUACUGGAGCCCAGAGGUCAGUUCGGUACUCGCCUAACUGGAGGAAAGGAUUCCGCGAGUCCCAGGUAUAUUUUCACUAAAAUGUCACCAAUAACGAGACUACUCUUCCAUCCAGACGAUGAUCGUCUAUUAAAAUACGAAUAUGAUGACAAUCAGAAAAUUGAACCCACUUGGUAUAUACCUAUAAUUCCUAUGGUGCUUGUUAAUGGCGCCGAUGGAAUCGGUACUGGUUGGAUGACGAGGAUUCCAAAUUACAAUCCAAGAGACUUGGUUAAAUGUAUCCAUGAUAUGUUGGAAGAUCGUGAGCCUGCGGAAUUAUCUCCCUGGUAUAAAAACUUUAAGGGAACAGUACAAUUUUGUGGCGAGGGAAGAUAUUGCAUAAGCGGCGAAAUUGCGAUCAUCGAUAAUAACCGGGUAGAGAUAACUGAACUUCCGAUAGGUACUUGGACACAAAAUUACAAAGAAAACGUUUUGGAACCUAUGCUCAAUGGUACUGACAAAAUAAAACCAGUGAUACAGGACUACAGAGAAUAUAAUACGGAUACUACAGUAAGGUUUGUGGUCACACUUCAAGCAGGCCAAAUGGAAGCUAUGGAAAAGGAGGGCUUCCAUAAAGUUUUCAAGUUGCAAAAUUUAACUUCGACUUCGUCGAUGUGCUGCUUCGAUCAUUUAGGAUUUUUGAAAAGGUAUGAUUCUUGCAUGGAGAUUUUGAAGGAAUAUUUCAAAUUAAGACUGGAUAUGUACCAGAAAAGGAAAAAACAUUUAGAGGACAAAUUAGAAGCUGAAGCGCAAAAACUUACUCAACAAGCUAAAUUUAUCUUAGAGAAAUGUGAAGGUACCUUAAAGAUCGAAAAUAAAAAAGCCAAGGAAGUGGUGAAGCAAUUGCUACAAAGGGGCUACAGGCCCGAUCCAGUCCUUAUUUGGAAAAUGGAAAAUGAAGUCGAUGAAGAAGAGGAGAAGGAAGGAGACGAAGAAGAAGAACAGGAUGAUGCCGCAUCGGAAACCAGUGAACGAUCAAUAGCUGUACUUAAGAACAUCUCAGAGAAAAAGCAAUUCGAUUUCUUGCUGGGCAUGAGCAUGUGGAUGUUAACCGAAGAAAAAAAGAACGAAUUACUGCGACAGCGGGAUGAAAAACUCGCCGAGUUGGAACGGUUAAAGAUGAAAUCGCCUUCAAAUUUAUGGCAAGACGACUUAGCGGUUUUCGUUGAAAAGCUGGAUGAACUUGAGGAGAAGGAGAGAAAAGAAGAGAUGGAAGCAAAAAGUAUAAAGAAAAAGGUUGCGGCUCCGAGGGGCAAAAUAAAUUACGCAGAAACGCAACCUUCAUUGAAUGCAGAGCGGAUAGCACCAGUUGUCUCUGACGAUCUUAAGAAAAAGAUACAAGCUGCCAUAAGGACUAAGGAAAAUAAGGGAAAGAGGCCAAUUAAGAAAGAAGUAGCCGAACUAGAGGAAGAAGACGAAUUUGAUCUUCUAACUAAGGAUACGAGUCCUCUCAAAGACAGGGUGAUAAAGAAGACGAAAUCCGCCGGAAAGUUGACGAAGGAAAAAUCAGAUGGAAAACUGAAGCAGACAACAAUUAAUUUUGCAAAGAAAGAAAGCAAAAAAGAAGGACCAAAAAGAUCUCCCAAGAAGAAGAAGAUCAAACUCACUGAAGAUUCUGAUGAUGAAAGGGUCCGAGGCUCGGAUGAUGACUUUGUUACAAAUGAAAACGAUGUGCGCUCGGACUCGCCAUCGCCUAUAAGAAAGAAUGCCCGUAGGGCGGCCACGAAGGUGAUCAAGUAUGUUUCAUCAGAUGAAGAUGAGAAAAUGGAUGAUGUAGAAGAGGUCUUCGAGGAUAUCCUUGAGAAUAGUUAUUAACUUCUGUGGCGACAAAAAAUAUGAAUGGUAACCAGAGUCAAACAUAUAGGACUAAUUUGCGCAACAUUACUUCAAUAGUUUUAACUUCCGCAUCGAAUUUGGCUUCUCUUUACUGCAAUCCUCGGAAGACUAAAGGCGAUGCCAACGCAAAAAUUGUAGUUACUGUUGAUGUGGUGAAUUGACACUUAACAUCUGUGAGCUAAUGUAAUUUAUCAUUCGUAGAUACAAUUAUUCAAGUCCUUAAUAUGUUUUAUGUUUGAUUUUUUAUAAUGUAAUUAUUACAUCAUCGUUUGGAAAAUUUCGUUGGUCAUCCGUCUCAAUAGAAUCGCACAAUUAUUAUCAAAUCGAAAAAGCAGUACCUGUAAAAGAAGAUUGUUUUUAUAUUUAAUUGGUUGCCAAACUCCACUUUACGACAUAAAUUAAUCCAAUUUUUUUUCGGCCAGUGUUGAGGUUUUAGAUUUUUUCUUGGCAAAUUGAAUGAACAUGGUAGACUUAUUUUAUUGUAAAUAUUAAACUAUUCUUGUAUGACUAUUAAUAAUCAAAUUUGUCGUAAUCUAGUUGUUAAGCUUUUAUGUAAUGAGGCCUCCUGAUGCGCAGAAAUGACUUGAAUAUUCCUGGAUAUUUUAAGUUAAUCGUUUUAUUGAAGUAAUGAGACACAUAUCAAUCAUAUGAAAUUGGUAGGUCUUUUUUAUUAAACUAGCAUUUUAGAAUUUAACCUGAAAAUACUAUUUUUACGAAUAAUGAGAAAGUACAUUCUUGAUUUGUUUAAUUUUUUUUUAUUAUUCAACUAGGACUUAGUGUGAGUUAAUAUUGGAAAAUUAAAGCCUAGUUGCGUCUAAAAUGCUAGAUAGAUUCGUAAACUAUUUUAUAAAAGAUAAUUUUGUGCUCCUAUUUUUGAGAGGUUUUACGUGUUCAUAUUGAACCUUAGGGGAGCAUAUAAGUUACGAUAAGUUUGUACACUCAACUUAGAAAAUUUAAUAAAUUAAAUAAUUUCUUGAG
Anthonomus grandis grandis is the source of this 5395-nucleotide messenger RNA. RefSeq names its product DNA topoisomerase 2 (gene Top2). The transcript has 22 exons. Gene Ontology annotation, molecular function: ATP binding; DNA binding; DNA topoisomerase type II (double strand cut, ATP-hydrolyzing) activity. Bases 191 to 4396 code for a protein of 1401 amino acids. The record is from RefSeq and is a predicted model, not a curated record. Gene Ontology annotation, cellular component: nucleus. Lineage: Eukaryota; Metazoa; Arthropoda; Insecta; Coleoptera; Curculionidae. Gene Ontology annotation, biological process: DNA topological change; resolution of meiotic recombination intermediates; sister chromatid segregation.